AGAUGUUGUAAUGUGCGCGCGCGUUGCAGCAAGGGGUCCAGUAUAUAAACAGCAAUCGCAUCUUAGAGGCCUUUUAAACGUAAACGAGGUCUGUUGCACAUCGGUAUUGCGUACGUUAUCUCUAACGAAAAAUAUACCAUUCUGUACAUCUAUCCGUAAAAGAAAGUGUUGCCAUGUUCUGUAAGAUGCAUGUGGGCUUAUUCGCUAUAGCAUUUCUUUUCUUAAUCCUUAUUGCGAGUGGUGAAGCUCAGUUAAACUUUUCUACUGGAUGGGGCCAAGGUAAAAGGAGCCAAGAUAUGCGAAUUAAAUCAAGUAGCACGGAUUGUUCGUCGCAAGGUGCAUCGUUGGAACAAUUGUUAAAAUUAUAUUCGUUUAUUCAGAUUGAAGCGCAGAGGAUCUUGGAUUGCCAAACCUUGAACAAAUGAACCAGGAAAAUGUCAUUGGUCUUAUCAAUUAGACUUGUGCCGGAAUUGUCAGCCUAAAUUAAAAUAAUGAUAUUUGGACAAUGCAACUGAAUCUCCACAUAUCUUACGCUUUUCUUCCGAAUACUCGAACAGAUUGGCGUACACGUGUCGAUGUAGCCAAUUCUUUAUUUACUUUAUGUGCUUCACACACGACGUUCGAAAUUUCUCCGCUUAAACACCCACGAUCUAAAACUAAUUACUUUCAUCUGCUUGCUGUAUGCUUUGUACAUAAAACGUAUUGUAGAGUGAGCUAAUAUUGAGACAAGUGGCAAACGGUAUUGAAGCUGGUCUUCUUGCGGCCCUGAGAACAUCUACCGUUGUAGAUUAUCUGUAAACGUUGCAUUCCCACAAAUGUAAUUUAAAAAAAUGAACAGGCAUCGUCAACUGUAUUCUGACAAAUGGACUGAUAAUAAAGCUAAUAUCCCGCGCAGAA
Vollenhovia emeryi is the source of this 897-nucleotide messenger RNA. Its product is annotated as hypertrehalosaemic prohormone-like. The record is from RefSeq and is a predicted model, not a curated record. Gene Ontology annotation, cellular component: extracellular region. Bases 174 to 425 code for a protein of 83 amino acids. Gene Ontology annotation, molecular function: hormone activity. The transcript has 3 exons. Lineage: Eukaryota; Metazoa; Arthropoda; Insecta; Hymenoptera; Formicidae.